This is a messenger RNA of Cuscuta epithymum, 1304 nucleotides long. The record is from the annotation of a GenBank genome assembly. Lineage: Eukaryota; Viridiplantae; Streptophyta; Magnoliopsida; Solanales; Convolvulaceae.
UAAACCUAGUAUGAAAGUAAAAUUACAUCCUCGGCAUAGAUAAAUGAAUGGCUUAAAAGUCAAUAUGGUGUACCCAGGGUGUACACCAAGACUUUUUGUAUCUUCUUCUCUUCUGGCCAGUAGAUUGAGCGUGAAAUACGCAAAGAACCCAUCAAUGGUUCCCCGCUCACCCACAGAUGAGACCUCGCAAGAGAAGCGGAAGUCACAGUCCAACUGUAUUAUUUCUCUGCCCUUCAACGCGCCGCCGUUCUCUAGACCAAACGUUGUUCAGCUGUUGAAAAUGGCGGAGCAUUCAUCGCAGCAAGCUGCUCAUCUGUUCCACAGCUCCCUUGUCUCCGCCGUCCAUAACUGUCUCAAAUCUCUACAUUUCCUAUUUUCCAAGAGUCCAGUUUUCAACAAUCUGAUAUCUUUCUCUGAUCAUCUCCAAGGUUUCCGCCAGAUCGAAAGCAGCAAAGGAUGCAAGAACUUUAAGGCUUUAUCCACCAGCAGUCACAGUUUUGCAGCCAUUUUACCAGGAGAUUCAGUUGCAGGAGUUGUGGUUACUAAUGGAAUUUUGAUGUUCUUGAACAUCUACAAUUCAGUACUUGUACUCAGGCUUGUUUUGACCUGGUUCCCUAAUGCUCCCUCCGCCAUUGUCACCCCGCUCAGCACCUUGUGUGAUCCCUAUUUGAACAUAUUCCGUGGAAUCAUCCCGCCACUUGGUGGGACCCUGGAUCUUUCACCGGUAAUGGCGUUUCUUGUGUUGAAUGCCUUUACGAAUGCCGCCGCUGCCCUUCCAGCUGAGCUCUCACCGCCUAAAGGAGUUUAUCGGAAUGCUGUUCCAACCACUUGUACAAUGGAGCCUUCUCCUCAUCUUACCACCACAUCACAAGAGAAAUGGUUUCGACGACUUGCUGGUGGUGGAAACCAGUUGGAGAGGGGUAGGGGGGGAUGAUGGCGGCAAAACAUAAUAUGGCAUCACCACAAAAAUUUCAAAGAGUAAUGUGGCAUCAUCAUUAACUUUUUUUUUUGGGGGGGGGGGGGGGGGGGUCCUAGAUGAAUGGUUGUAAUGAUGUCAUUGUACCCUAUAUGACUCCAUAACGGUGACUCCACAACAGAGUCAUAUAGGGCUGUGUAAAUUUGCCCAUGCCCUGUUUGGAUCAGAAUUGUUUGUUGUUUCCAUUAACAUGUUACUUUUUCAAUAAUGGUGUAGUUAGUGGGAGUGGAUAAGUUAUUCCAUCUCAGGUCCUCCAAUAACUAGAGCCUUAAUCGGAACCAGUUACAGCCUACCAGUUCCUGUUCUGUUAGGACUGAUUGUUUUAGAC